Messenger RNA from Bombus impatiens (common eastern bumble bee), 1312 nucleotides. RefSeq names its product transmembrane protein 17B. Gene Ontology annotation, cellular component: ciliary transition zone. The coding region runs from base 306 to 821 and encodes 171 amino acids. Gene Ontology annotation, biological process: non-motile cilium assembly. The record is from RefSeq and is a predicted model, not a curated record. NCBI's taxonomy places the organism in Eukaryota, Metazoa, Arthropoda, Insecta, Hymenoptera, Apidae. The transcript is spliced from 4 exons.
GGAUGGAAGGUAUAAAGAAAGCGUAAAGAAAGAGAUAGAGUAAAAAAUGUACUAUACGGAAGAUUCCAGAUCGAGAUUGUAUGUAUAUGUACGUUGUGUUAAGGGACAUGUAAAAUGAGAUUGUGUAAGAUAUAAAUAUACGAAUGCUGAAUGGAUGUAAAUCUUAGAUUGUAUAGACGUUUAGAGCUGUUUGAAGAUAAAAGUGUAACAAUUAUAAAUAUUUACUUAAAAUAUUGGAUGGAAAUUGUUAUUGUUACAAUUGAUUUUAAUAAUGUUAUGAUCAUGUCGCAGUAUUUGUUUUGAAAAUGUCACAAUUUACUACAACAAAUGUUAUUAAUGAAACAUCUUCCAAGUUAACAUAUCAUGAUUAUAAUAAAACAAGGUCUAAUUUACCAUUUCAAAUAGCCCUGUAUGUAAAUCUAUGGCUUUUCCCAGUUUGGCUGUUGAUUACUGUUGUAAACUUGGAUGCAAAAUACAAUAAUUUGACAAAUGUUUAUAAAUUGCUAACUAUAGCAAUAUUUCUGAUACUUUCAAUUUUUGAAAGCUUAAAGUUAUAUUUGGGAUACCUUGGAAAUCUUACUGGAAAGAUUCCAGAAUUAACUACUUGCUGGUUAAUCUCGAUAUUAAUACAACUUCCCCUAGAAGCAUUUCUCCUUUUUGAUCGUGGAAUACCAUUUCAUUAUAGCGAAACAUUUAUCAAUUCUUUCAUGGUCUGCCUUCUUCUUAUCGAAAUUAUUACAGGUACGAUAGCUUUAAUGAAUUUAGCAGAUCAUCGUGCUAAAGUGUUUUAUUUAAUGCAUUUAUACAAUACAUGUACAUAGGAUGGAUGUUAAACUGUUCUAAAAUACCUUUGUAGCUAGUCUCAUUUUUUAAUUAUAUAUAGAGUUUUGAGCAAAUACUGGCUAAGUGUAAUUACUGUACAGUAUACUAGUACAUUAUAUUAAAAUACUAUUGCAGAUGUUUCCUUUAGCAAAUAUUCUCAGUUAACACAAUACCUAAUGAACACAAUUCUCAGACUAAUAAAAUGUCUUAUCUCAGAGAUUAUUAGUUUUAUAAAAUAACUGUAUCGCUAAUACGUUUUUUCGUAAACGCAUUAAAUAAAUUUCCAUGCUCUUUAUAAUGAUGCUAAUCUCGGUAGUUUGUUCAUUAGUAAAUGUUUGUAAAAGUUGCGAACGUGUAGGAACCAUGAGCGAAAGAAGCUGUUAACAAAAAGUCGAAAAUUAUAGUAAAUAAUAGUAUGUAAAUAAAUAGAAAAGUUGUAGAAAGUAUUAAUUUAUUUGAAAAAUAUAAACUCAUAUUUCGUCAAACUCAA